Molecule: messenger RNA, 2443 nt
Organism: Kockovaella imperatae
Lineage: Eukaryota; Fungi; Basidiomycota; Tremellomycetes; Tremellales; Cuniculitremaceae
Product: SPOC like C-terminal domain-containing protein
Exons: 17
Coding region: 73-2355 (760 amino acids)
Biological process (GO): cellular response to X-ray; telomere maintenance; cellular response to gamma radiation
Cellular component (GO): nucleus; Ku70:Ku80 complex
Molecular function (GO): telomeric repeat DNA binding; double-stranded DNA binding; DNA helicase activity
Source: RefSeq, a predicted model, not a curated record
GAUGGACGUGAUUGAGCCUUGGACUGCAGCAGUCGCGUUUUUCCAAGACAAGUCUAGUCAACCGACGCUUCGAUGUCAAAUCAACUUCCUCAAUCUCCUUCCCCCUCACACUCUGACAUUGGACACGAUACUACUCCACCAAUGUCAUCCUAUUAUGGCGACAAGCCACGAGAUAUCCCAUCGUGGGAUGCGUUCGAAGCUGAAGACGAUGAGGAGAUCAUGGACAGCUCCGAGUACGCUUACGCAUCGAGAGACCACGUCUUGUUCUGUAUAGACGCCUCGUCCUCCAUGCAGACCCCUAGACCCGAUAUGUCGACCCCUGAAGGGAUCAUCCGCGGUAAAUCUGCUCUGCACCAGGUCAUGGACGCCGUGAUGGAUCUACAAAGGAAAAAGGUCAUUACCGGUCCAGCGGAUAGCGUGGGCAUCAUGUUCUGGAACAUUGAUCCCAGUCGUCCUACGACCUCUGCCGGCUCGUCUGGCGGAUAUAAACCCGGCACUCUCGUCUACCAACCUCUGAGAACCAUUAACGCGGAGGAGAUGAAACGAGGGAUCAAGCUAUUGGAGCAUGCCCAAGAGGAAUACGAAUCCCAAGAGGAGACAGAAUCAACCACUCAACCUGACACCCUGACGGAAGCUUUCCCAGCUUGCAAGAAGGGGGAGGAGCUGAAAGUUGCCGAGGUGCUUCAAACGUGCAACCAUUUGUUCAGGGAUGGUGGGACGAAGCUCAUCGGGAACAAGAGAAUCUUCCUCAUCACGGACAACGACGAACCGCCAGGUGGAACCGCUACUUUCGCUGCCAGUCGAACGUCUUACAGUGAUCUUCUGACGCUCGGCGUGACCAUAAACACGUUUUUCAUCGAUCGUCCAGAUCAUCGAUUCAACCCGUCUCUCUAUUGGAAUGACAUUCUCGGUCGGGAGACUGACGAAGACAAACCAGACGCCGGAGCCGAGCCUGAAGGGCUCGACAAGUUGGCUGACUUGCUGACUGAUCUGGCAAUUCGUAAUGCACCGAAACGGAUCCAGUUUUCGGUGCCUUUACGGAUAGGUAAAGAAGGUGGAGGCAUCGAGAUCGGCAUAUCGGGGUACGCCCUCGUAUCCACUCAGACGAAAGGGCAGCCUAAAUAUGUGCGAAUGCGGGGUCAAGAGGUGGAAGAAGUAGUCACGAAGACCGAGUACACCGCGGCAGAAACUGGAGCGGUCCUUCGUCCCGAGGAGAUAGGCCAUGCCUUCCAAUUCGGACACGAGAGCACCAUUCGGAAUGUCCUUGAACCGAACUGGUGGGAGAGUAGUGAUCGACAAGAUAAAGAGCAGCAAGCGGCGGAAGAAGCUCUUCGGCGUGCAAAAGCCCGCCGAGAUGCUGGUGAUGGAGAUGAUGAGAUCGAUGAGGAGGACAUCAAGCCGCGGAUCAGCUCGAGCAUGAAGCAGGAGGAAAAGUCUCGUGUCGUGGCGAGAACUAGGCUGGCUUUCAAACCGGAAGAGGUAGCAGAGUUCAAGUCCAUGGGGAUCACACCGCAAAUCAAGAUUCUUGGCUUUCAGUCGCCUGAAAACAUCAACAUUGAAGACAAUAUCAAACAUUCCUAUUUCAUAUACCCAGAUGAGAAUGCCUACACCGGCAGCACGAGGACAUUUGCAGCCCUGCUACAAUCUUGUAUCAAGCUCGAUCGUCACGCCCUAGCUCUAUGUCGUUUUAGGGCCAAUAGCACACCUGAGUUUGCCGUCUUGAUUCCUCAGGAAGAAACUUUUACCGAAGGAGGAGGUCAGGAUAUGCCACCUGGAUUUCACGUCAUCGUCUUGCCUUUUAUCGAUGACAUCCGGCAAGCGCCAAAGAACAUGACGGAGAACCUCGUUGCCAACGAGAGGCAAGCAAAACUGAUGAGCAAUAUUGUCAAGCGGUUGAGGAACAAGGCCGGUAGAUAUCGAUCGGAGGUGUACCCGAAUCCUUCGCUUCAGUACCAUUACGCUCAGCUCCAAGCUCUGGCAUUUGAGGAAGACUUCGAUCUCGCUCAGAAGAUAGACGAGAUCGACCGAACGUAUCCCAAAUAUCACGGGAUGCACAAAGCUGCCGGGGAGUUUAUGGCGGAAUGGAACCAGGCGAUCGAAGAGGACGAACGGGCGGUUGAAAGUCUGAAAGCACCUACGAAGCGUGCAGCGGCGACUGUGGAGGUCGACGAGGCGGAAUUGGAGGACGUUGCUGGUGCAUACAGAGAAGGCACCAUUGACAAGGUCAAGGUUGCCGACUUGCGAGCUUAUGCAAAGUUCCACAAAAUCUCGCUUUCAGGCAAGAGUGCAAAGAAAGACAUCAUUGAACAGAUCAUUCCCUUUCUCGAGACUCUGGGCAAGAAGAGCAAGAAUUGAUGUCCGAGAAGGAACAGCCUCCAUUUGUAGCAUAUUUGCCUUUCUUGUAUAUCUGUGGACCCACCGCCCUCAGGAUCUUCGCAGUGAC